Molecule: messenger RNA, 228 nt
Organism: Ostreococcus lucimarinus CCE9901
Lineage: Eukaryota; Viridiplantae; Chlorophyta; Mamiellophyceae; Mamiellales; Bathycoccaceae
Exons: 1
Coding region: 1-228 (75 amino acids)
Source: RefSeq, a predicted model, not a curated record
AUGGACGUGAGUGGGGUCGGGGAGAGCGCGGGAGGGGAAACCGGGGCGGCGGCGGCGGCGGCGGCGGCGGCGGCGGCGCCCGCGCGGACGCCGAGGAAAAAGUACGAAGACGUCGACGAGAGCGAGCUCGUGCCGGGAACGACGCUUCCGGACGGACGCGUGGUCGUGGAAGAUUGGAAGGGAGACCCGAUGGUUUUGAACCCGGGAGAUAGGAUGCCGAGGUUCUAA